Oncorhynchus keta (chum salmon) is the source of this 3293-nucleotide messenger RNA. RefSeq names its product dual specificity phosphatase 1 (gene dusp1). Gene Ontology annotation, molecular function: MAP kinase tyrosine/serine/threonine phosphatase activity; protein tyrosine/threonine phosphatase activity. Lineage: Eukaryota; Metazoa; Chordata; Actinopteri; Salmoniformes; Salmonidae. The record is from RefSeq and is a predicted model, not a curated record. Gene Ontology annotation, biological process: endoderm formation; negative regulation of p38MAPK cascade; protein dephosphorylation. Gene Ontology annotation, cellular component: cytoplasm; nucleus. The coding region runs from base 389 to 1483 and encodes 364 amino acids. The transcript is spliced from 4 exons.
GAGAUACUAUAUAAGUCCUUUUCACAGGCUACCCUCAGAACAACCUCGGGAAUCAAAAGAAAAACUUGUUUUUAACAAGAAACAACCAAAGAAAAUACACACGAGAAGAGGAACGGAUUGUUGUAUUUUUUUAUUCUACAUUUAUUCAUUGUUACUGAUUUUUUUUAAUUUUCUCUCAGUUUAGUCAUUUUGGGAAAACCUCAAAGAAGCUAAGGAGAACAAAAGAACAUACAACUGUUUCAAGAAUAAAUCUACUUGUGUCUUAAAAUAAAGAAAACCUCACAAGUUGCUACAGGAACAGGUGACACAGACCACCCAGGGGUUUAUUUGCCUGUUCCACAGUCUAUCUACUUGUAUUUAACAUUUUGACGCCCGCCGCCCUCCUACUAUGGUGAUAAUGGAAGUCCCCAGCAUCGAUGCCAUGUCCCUCCGCGGGCUGCUGGAGGGGGAAGACCCGGGCUGUCUGGUCCUGGACUGCCGCUCAUUCUUCUCCUUCAACUCCUCUCAUAUCCCCGGGUCCACCAACGUCCGCUUCAGUACUAUAGUCCGCCGGAGGGCCAGAGGGGGGCUGGGGGUGGGACACAUUGUGCCCAACGAGGACACGCGGAACCGGCUCCUCUCCGGGGAGUAUCAGUCGGUAGUGUUUCUGGAUGAUCGGAGUUUGGACUUUGGCCAAGUGAAGAAGGACGGGACUCUAAUGCUCGCCGUAACAGCUCUGUGCCGAAACCCGUGUGGGACUAGUUUCUUCUUUCUCAAAGGUGGUUUUGACACGUUCUCCUCGGAGUAUCCAGAGAUGUGUACCAAGCCGUCAGCUCCACAGGGACUCAGUCUGCCCCUUAGCGCCCGUCCAGACAGCGCCGAGCCCGGCUGCGGUCCAUGCAGUACACCGCUCUAUGACCAGGGGGGUCCAGUGGAGAUCCUUCCCUUCCUCUACCUGGGCAGUGCCUACCAUGCCUCCAGAAAGGACAUGAUAGACAUGCUGGGUAUCACUGCUCUCAUCAACGUAUCAGCUAACUGCCCCAACCACUUUGAAGAGUCCUUCCAGUACAAGAGUAUCCCCGUAGAGGACAACCACAAGGCUGAUAUCUCCUCCUGGUUCAAUGAGGCGAUAGAGUUUAUCGACUCCAUCCGUAAUAAAGGCGGUCGUGUGUUUGUCCACUGCCAAGCCGGCAUCUCCCGCUCCGCCACCAUCUGUCUGGCCUACCUGAUGAGGACCAACCGCGUGAAGCUGGACGAGGCCUUUGAGUUCGUCAAGCAACGCCGCAGCAUCAUCAGUCCUAACUUCAGCUUCAUGGGCCAACUGCUACGGUUUGAGUCCCAGGUCCUGGCUACUUCAUCCUGCUCGUCGGAAGCCGGGAGUCCUGCCCUGGGGAAGAGCAGUACGGUCUUUAACUUCCCCGUGUCUAUCCCCGUCCACGGCUCUGCUGGACACGGACAGCUCUCCUUCCUCCACAGCCCCAUCACCACCUCACCAAGCUGCUAGGGGGAAGAGUAGGAUCAGAUGGAGGGCUGUCUGUCUUAGCCUGGACUUGAACUGAACUGUCACUAUUGGUGUCGAGUCGUUGGGAAUGUACUGUCACAAUACUAGUACUGUACUGUAACAAUACUAGUACUGUACUGUCACAAUACUAGUACUGUACUGUCACAAUACUAGUACUGUACUGUCACAAUACUAGUACUGUACUGUCACAAUACUAGUACUGUACUGUCACAAUGCUAGUACUGUACUGUCACAAUACUAGUACUAUACUGUCACAAUACUAGUACUAUACUGUCACAAUACUAGUACUGUACUGUCACAAUACUAGUACUGUACUGUAACAAUACUAGUAGUGUCAAUACUAGUAGUGUACUGUAACAAUACUAGUACUGUACUGUAACAAUACUAGUAGUGUACUGUAACAAUACUAGUAGUGACAAUACUAGUACUGUACUGUAACAAUACUAGUAGUGACAAUACUAGUAGUGUACUGUAACAAUACUAGUAGUGUACUGUAACAAUACUAGUAGUGUACUGUCAGUAUCACUCAACUACAGGUGAUUAAUCAUUGAGUUUUGAAUAGACAUUGAGCUCUAGAACUGAUGGAAUCCUCAUUGUUGCCCUUCCUGGUGUAAAGGUCAUAAAGAAGUGAUCUUGGCAUCACAGGUCUAAAGGGCUCACUUUUGGAGAGACGAACCAAGUGGCCUAGUUUAUGGGUUCAAUCCACAGGUCUGCCCUAUCGCCUUAAAAUGAGUUUCUCUGGCUACCAAUAUGACAGUAUGGUUAUCACAGCAUCCUCUUCUGAAGGAGAAUGACACCCACAGAUCUGCCUAGAAUACCUCAACUUCUAGGAAGAGACAGAGAGGUCAAUGGCUGAAGGUGACUGGGGGAAAAGGGUCAAUUCUUUAAAGGAAGUUUAGAAGUAUUUUAAUGAGAUUGAAGAGAAGAAGUUGUAGUCAAAGAACUUUGUCAAAGUCGUUUAAUGAGAGUGGUCAGCUUUUCAUAAUCACAAUAACAACAUGUACCUGCCACAACUCUACUCAAAAUGGGCAAGUAAACCCUCCUUUGGUCACUCACAGACAGUCAUAUUUAUCGCUACCAACCAGACUCUCGGGAAUCAUGAAUUACUUUCAAUGUCCCACAGCUUUGUUCACACAGAAACGAGCUGUCAACCUUGAGAGAAUCCCGCUAAUGCCUCGGCAAACGACGCAGGAUAAAUCACUCCUCAGGCUCUUUAUUGUUGACGAACAAUGAAUGUAUGUAUCUCUGAUCUCUGGCCAAUCGGCCAGCUCGGAGAGCGGCAGAAGGUUUAGUUUAAAGUGGAUGGGAAAGCCCUAUUCACAUGCAAAUGUAUGCCUUUUAUAAAACGCCGUAAGACCCUGACGAUCCCGACAAUAUUGGGGGAACCAACCAACCAACCACCAGAUACCUCUGAAACACCACCAUGCCUUUGUAGUGCUAGCAGCUGUUAGCUAACACUAGCUCUGUUAGCAUCAUGCUAGCUCUGUUAGCAUCAUGUACCGUUCGCAUGUUAGCUCUGUUAGCAUCAUGCUAGCUCUGUUGGCAUCUUGUACUGUUAGUAUCAUUAGCAUGCUAGCUCUGUUAGCAUCUUCUACAAUUAACAUCUCUGGGAGAGAGUCAGAACCCCAAAGCACUAAGACGGGGUAUCAGGCUCACCAGAGACUGCUGUCUGUCAUUACCUAUGUGAUAUUUAUUGAACGAAAGUAAUAUAUUUCUUACCAUAUAUAUUUUUGCAUAUGUUUGUUAGUAGUUGUUUUUGAUACCAUUAAAUAAAUCCUAUUUGUCUUUUGUG